Messenger RNA from Petromyzon marinus (sea lamprey), 3171 nucleotides. The record is from RefSeq and is a predicted model, not a curated record. Lineage: Eukaryota; Metazoa; Chordata; Hyperoartia; Petromyzontiformes; Petromyzontidae.
CCACGCACGCGCAUUGUUUUCGUUAAUUUCGUUCUAAAGUCCGAUUUUGCUAACAUUAAACCGACGACGUUUAUGGUCAGACUGUAUUCAAGUAAUGAGCAGUGUGCACCAUCAAAAGCAGUUUAAUUACCAUUGUAUACAAACUCAUUGUGUUAUGUCUCCAGAUAUAAUUACAAAUAUUGUAUAUACAUCCAGUCCGUCUGCCGAUUGUGUUUUCAGACCGAUCGAUUUUACCCCAGCAGCAGUCAAUUAAGUAAAACUAUGGACUGGUUUCAACCGUCUGGUUCUAAAUCACCAGGAUCCGGCUUGUAUGUAUGUACAGUACGUUGAACUUCUUUCGCACCGUACGUAGCCAACCGUACCAAUUGGAAGUGCGGGGAAGGACAACUAACCAAACAAAACAGUUAUAAAGAAAUGAGUUUUCAAUCUAGAUUGAAAAGUGCAUUUAGUUCCAGUCGCUUCCCAAUAUCGCAAGGAAGAGCGUUCCAGACGGCCGCAGAAGCACAUGUGAAAGUGAGAGAUGCGGUGAAGGGAACUUACUGCUGGGUUGCGAGAAGAAGUUGGCAGGUUGUAGGUUAGUGAGAAAGCACCUGCAGUGAUGUGUCUACAGUGAAGUGGAAGGUGGAAACGUAACUGAAAGUUGUAUUUAAAAAAAAAAUUCCACAUGCGGAUUACCAGUUUUGUCAAUUAAAAGAUUAUCAGCGUAUCGAAGACUACCAUUGCCUCCAUUCUACGUUGGAACAGGUUAUUGCCCACUCGAGCUCACCUUCACAUCCCUUGUAUAGGAGACUUGUAAAUACCGCUGGGCUGCAAUCUGGUUAAACAGAGGGGGGACAUCCAUCAGCAGGGCAAACAUAGAUAACGUCGUUGCUUCUGUGGUUGGUGUCCACGUUGUUUUACACUCCGGGGUGAUCUUCUACAGAAGCCGCACCCGUCCACACCACCUCGGUGUUGCCUCACUCGACAAUCUCUACCCCCCACUUCUCUUUUGUUAUUGUUGUAGGCAAGAAUAAAAAAGCGACCGAACGCGGCCUGUCUCGUGGGCACCACAGACGCGAGAGGUUUGGGGGGAGCCGGCUCAGAAACGCAGAGAGAGGCAGCGCGCGCGCGCGGGAGUGAGGAGUUGAGAGAGGAGCUGGGAUUUCAGAAGAGAAGGGGGGGGGGGGGCUUUGUUUUAGGUGGCAUUGUAGGAGGAGGGAGGAGAGGCAGCAGGCGUGCUUUUGUCAUCACCGUCGCCGUGUCGCCCGCCUUCAGGUGACCGCUGCAAACGAGAGAGGGCGACCUGCAGCGGCAACCAGACGUCGUUGCUUUCAGAUCGCCACCGCAGGGGUGGCGCCAUGUGUGGCACCAUGCAGAGUCAGCAGGUCACGAUGCUGCUGAUGGUGGGCUCCGCCGCUUUCCUGGAGACCGUCCUCUCCACCGCCCUCUACCCCUUCUUCCCCCAGGAGGCCGAAAAAAAGGGGGCGAACGUGACCAUCGUGGGCAUCAUCUACGGAUGCUUCUCCGUCACGCAACUCCUCUCAUCGCUGCUCAUCGGGAAACUGGUGCCAUGCGUGGGAGCCAAGGUGCUGUUCAUCACGGGGGUCCUCAUCUCGGGCGUGUGCACCGUGAUGUUCGGGCUGCUGGACAAGGCUCCAAGCGGCACGGCGUUCAUCACCCUGUGCAUCGUGAUCCGUUGCCUCGACGGCUUCGGCACGGCCUCCGCCGACACCAUGUGCUUCCUCUACAUGGCCACCGCCUUCCCCAGCAACGUGGCCACCAUGCUGGGAAUGGUGGAGAUUUUCAACGGCGUGGGAAUGCUGCUGGGGCCACCCCUGGGCGGCCUGCUGUACGACGCGUGGGGCUACGAGGUGCCCUUCGUGGCGCUCGGCUCCAUCCUGCUGCUGCUCCUCGUCCCGCUAAGCCUGGGCGUCCUGCCCCGUGAUGUGACCGAGUCGGAUCCCGAGUCAGGCGGCUAUGUGAAGCUGCUGCGGGUCCCGACCAUCGCGAUCACGUCGCUGCUCGUGUGCACCACCGCGGCCUCCAUGAGCUUCCUGCGUCCGACCAUGACCAUCUUCCUGCACACAGAGUUCCAAAUGCCGCCCGGCAAGAUCGGCCUGGUGCUCCUCGGAUUCGCCUGCUCCUACGCCAUUUUCGCUCCACUGCUCGGCUACCUCAGUGACUCCUUCCCGGCCGUGCGGAAGAUGAUGAUGACGGCUGGAGUCACUAUCUGCUCCCUCUGCUUCCAAAUGCUGGGGCCAAUCCCACUCCUGCACAUAAAGAGCCAGGUGUGGCUGCUGGUUCUGGUUCUGGUCAUCAUGGGCAUCUGCCUGGGGAGCACCCUGGUCCCGGCUUACUCCAUCAUCCUGGAAUCGGCACACAAGGUGGGGUUUGCUGACAAUGCGGCGACGCUCGGGCUGGUGUCAGGAGUCUUCACCUCCAUGUGGUGCCUGGGGGAGUGCGUGGGGCCCGUGUUCGGAGGGCUCAUCCUGCGGGUGCUGCCCUUUGAAUGGGCCGCCUCUGUGCAGGGCGGCAUCCUCUUCGUCGUGGCUGUGGUUAUGCUUAUUUUCAGCUUGAGAAGCUACUGCUCCACAGAUGAAAGGGAGCGGCAGGAAGUCUCCGAGCCGGAGGAGUGCACGGUCAUAUCUCCGGACACUAUUUGCUAUGGGUCGACGAGACAUCUCGUGGUCCCUGCCGUCAACGAUGCCAAGCUUCACGUCGAUUACUCCUCGGGCGUCCGCCCACUCGCCGCAUCGUUGGCCGAGAGUGUUGCACGGACGCCCGCGUGAACACGGACACCGACGCUGCGUUGAUGGAACAAUGAGAAUAAAUGAGUAGCUGAUUUUUCUUGGUGUCACCAGUUGAUUUGCAUACACACAUACGUGUAUGUUGAACUUCUUUCGCACUGUACAUAGCCAACCGUGCUAAUCGGAGGUGCGACAGAUCAGUAUGCAUAAGCGAUCUGUCAUUAUUUCACCAUUAGCGAUAAAUACACAGGAGGCUAGCCUUCAAGGAAUCUCGGAUAAUGAAUUGUUAAAGAGUCAUGGAUGGCCGUCCACUACUGCAUAUCUAACAGUAGUCAUGAAUAAUAAGUUAUACUGUGUGUACAUAAAAAAAAUUGCUCUGUAACUUUUUGUUGCCUUGCAUUGUGGCAUGCAAAUCGAAUGUUAAGUAAAACUCUCUGGAACAUUU